Lentinula edodes (shiitake mushroom) is the source of this 453-nucleotide messenger RNA. RefSeq lists its product as uncharacterized. The transcript has 3 exons. Bases 1 to 453 code for a protein of 150 amino acids. NCBI's taxonomy places the organism in Eukaryota, Fungi, Basidiomycota, Agaricomycetes, Agaricales, Omphalotaceae. The record is from RefSeq and is a predicted model, not a curated record.
AUGUCAAACGAAUUUUCCGCCGUUUUACCAGUGUCCCGAGAUAUCGAUGAUUUCCCUCCCAUUGCAUAUUGCAUUCAUCAAGGUUACCGCGUGCCAGAUUACUUCCUUGGUUGGGUUGUCACUGUCAAAGAAGCCAUACAGCUCUUGGAACCAGCCCCAGAGGGUCGUGAAGCAAUCGGCUACUACCGCUAUGAGCUACUUCCAUCAAGGUGGGGAACAACCAAGGCAAAGUCGGAUCUGAAGCCACCAGACUUGAUACUCUGGAUCUAUGAGACUGGCCGCGAGUCACAACAUAAGAAUGAAGCACAUUUACUUCUCUAUGUUGCUCAGAAUAGCAAUGAAGAUCUGAAAAUGGUCAAAGAACAUAAGGAAGAACUCAUUACGAGGUCCAUAGAAGCUUUCGGGCUCACAUCCGAAAUGCAGGAGAAGGUCAAGUGGUAUCGGUUGAAAUGA